Messenger RNA from Chrysemys picta bellii (western painted turtle), 2041 nucleotides. The record is from RefSeq and is a predicted model, not a curated record. Lineage: Eukaryota; Metazoa; Chordata; Testudines; Emydidae.
CCGCGCAGACUCGCUUCUCCGUGCGAGCCGCCUUCGGACACGCCGCCUUCUCCUCACGCGAGGCAGGGAGCGCCCGCCCGCCCGGCUGCGCGGCCCCAACGCGCGGGCUGCGCCGCCGCCCCGGGCGGGGAGCGGAGAGGAGCGGAGCGGGACGGGGGGGCCCGACCCGCUGUCACCAUUUCUGGGGCCCGGCGCGCUGGAGAGUUCCCCUCUCCGCCUCCAUCGCCGCCGCGGCUCCAGCGCCGCUCGGGGCAGCUGGGGAAGGAGGGGGCCGCCGCCGCCGCCGGGAGCAGCCGCUGCCGCCGCAGGGGGAGGAAGGUUCGCUGCUUCCCCCGUCCCCAGCCGCCGCCUGCGGGCCUCGGGCAGAGCCGCAGAGGCAGGCCCUGUCCACGGUGCCAUCUAGCAGUAGCAGCAGCCAUUACCCGGCCGCCGUCCAGAGCCCAGCGGCCGCCGCUGCAGCAGCGGGGAGAGGGGAACCAGCCUCAACCAAGGCCAGGGCCGUCUGCAUCCUGCAGAAGCCGUCGCCUCUGCCCUGCCUGUCUUCGCUGUUCCUGAGCAGCCCCCGGCUCCCAGACAUGACCGCCAUCAUCAAAGAGAUCGUCAGCAGGAACAAAAGGAGAUACCAGGAGGAUGGCUUCGACUUAGAUUUGACCUAUAUUUAUCCAAACAUAAUUGCUAUGGGUUUUCCUGCGGACAGACUUGAAGGAGUAUACCGAAACAACAUUGAUGAUGUAGUAAGGUUUUUGGAUUCAAAACAUAAAAACCAUUACAAGAUAUACAAUCUAUGUGCUGAAAGACAUUAUGACACCGCCAAAUUUAACUGCAGAGUUGCACAGUAUCCUUUUGAAGACCAUAACCCACCACAGCUAGAGCUUAUCAAACCUUUUUGUGAAGAUCUUGACCAAUGGCUGAGUGAAGAUGACAAUCAUGUUGCGGCAAUUCACUGUAAAGCUGGAAAGGGACGAACUGGUGUAAUGAUUUGUGCAUAUUUGUUGCAUCGAGGCAAGUUUUUAAAGGCUCAAGAAGCUCUAGAUUUUUAUGGGGAAGUAAGGACCAGAGACAAGAAGGGAGUAACUAUUCCCAGUCAGAGACGCUAUGUGUAUUACUAUAGUUACCUGUUAAAGAAUCACCUGGAUUAUAGACCAGUGGCACUGCUGUUUCAUAAGAUGAUGUUUGAAACAAUUCCAAUGUUCAGUGGCGGAACUUGCAAUCCUCAGUUUGUGGUAUACCAACUAAAGGUAAAGAUAUUUACAUCCCCUUCAGGACCCCCAAGACGAGAAGACAAAUACAUGUACUUUGAAUUCCCUCAACCAUUGCCGGUGUGCGGUGAUAUCAAAGUAGAAUUCUUCCACAAACAGAACAAGAUGUUGAAAAAGGACAAAAUGUUUCACUUUUGGGUAAAUACAUUCUUCAUAGGACUGGAUGAAAAUUCAGACAAAGUAGAAAAUGGAAGUCUAGUUGGAGAUCAGGAACUCGAUGGUAUUUUCAGCACAGAACGCUCAGAUAAUGACAAGGAAUAUCUAAUCCUUACGUUAACAAAAAAUGAUCUAGAUAAGGCAAAUAAAGACAAAGCCAACAGAUAUUUCUCUCCAAACUUCAAGGUGAAGCUAUUUUUCACAAAAACAGAGGAGCCAUCAAAUCCAGAGGCUAGCAGUUCUGCUUCAGUAACACCGGACGUUAGUGACAAUGAACCUGAUCAUUAUAGAUAUUCUGACACCACUGACUCUGAUCCAGAGAACGAACCUUUUGAUGAAGAUCAGCAUACGCAGAUUACAAAAGUCUGAAUAUUUUUUUUAUCUGGGAAAAAAAACCACAAAGAGACAAACUUGAAUAAACUGAAAAAGGACCUUUUCAAAUGGCAAUAGAACAUUGUGUCAGAUUACCAGUUAUAGGAACAAUUCUUUCCUGACCAAUCUUAUUUUGCCCUAUAAAUCUACAGGGUUUGACACUUGUUGUCCAGUUGAAAAAGGUUACGUAGCUAUGUUAUGUAUAUACCUUUUUGUGUCAAAAGGACAUUAAAAUUUCAAUUAGGAAAUAUAAA